CAUUUUGUUUCAGUCAACAUUCCAAGUAGCUCUCUUGAUAAAUUCAUUCAAAUAAGUUCGUUUGAAAAGUGUAUUCCAAAAAAUCUAAUCGAAAUGGCGAAGUCUUCAUUUCCCUUCCAAAUCUUUCGCAAUAUCUACAGGAAUGAGUUCCAAUGGAUGCUGGUCAAGAGCUAUGCCCUCUUCUUUGUGGGAGUUUUUCUGGCCAGGGAGCUUUCAGGCUUGGAACUAAUGUCGGCCUAGUCCUUUAAACCAAAGUUACGUUUCAAUUUGAAUGUCGUGUUGAUAACCAGCUCUUUUUCGGGAGCUCUGAGAGUUUGUAAAUAAACUUUCGGAGGAACUCUAUUAAGCUGAAUUAAA
Molecule: messenger RNA, 357 nt
Organism: Drosophila serrata
Lineage: Eukaryota; Metazoa; Arthropoda; Insecta; Diptera; Drosophilidae
Source: RefSeq, a predicted model, not a curated record